AUGCAAAGGAGGCGAGAGAAAGGCCUCUGCUUCAAGUGCGAGGAGAGGUUUACUCCGGGCCAUCGUUGCAAACAGGUCUACUUGAUACAAGUGAUCGAUUCCGAAGAUGACGAGUCCACGAUAAACGAGCCCGAACCCGAGGAAAAGCACGAUGAAGGGAGGAACUUAUUUUUAAAUCCUCAACUAGAGAUGAUGCAUAUGGUCAAGGAGAAGAAGGGGCCUAAGAUGUUAAGGUUUGAGGUCGAGAUUUUGGGACGGAGGGUCAACGUGUUGGUCGAUAGUGGGUCAACACUUAACUUCAUCAACCUAGACUUCACCGCAAAGCUUGAGGUGCCCAUGACGGGAAUUGUACCGUUUGGGGUUAAGGUCGCAAAUGGCGAGGAGCUUUGGAGUUCAGAAUUGUGCAAAAAGGUGCCAAUACGUGUACAAGGUGAAGAGCUAAGGGUGGACUUGUAUGCGCUAGAGCUAAAAGGACCCGAGGUGGUGCUUGGGGCCCAAUGGUUGGAGACGCUAGGGUCCAUAACCACAAAUUUCAAGAAAGGCACGAUGGAGUUCGAACGAGACAAGAAGCGAAUCAAACUUUGCACAAUUGACGAGGGAUCCGAGCCGGUCAAGUUAAGGAGUCUUCAAUUCAUUAUCCUUGAGGACAACGAUAAACUCGAAGGGGGGAGGAAUGAUGCAGAUGUGGUCAUCGACCCAUCCAAGCCCGAGGAAGAGCCGCACUUGAGUCAUAAAAAGUGGCGCGAUAAGGGACAGAACGACCCCCGGGACCGUGCUAAGAGGACUCGCAAAGGAUGCGCGAGGGAGCAACACGCGAGACGUAGGCACGCGGCACGCCGGAGUCGCGUGACCACGUGCGCGGGAACAGGAAGCGAGAGACAAGGUCGCGACAAUGACGCGACGAGAGGUUCGCGGUGGGAGGCUCACAAGCGGCUCAAGCGCAAGAAUGGAGGAUGGCGCGAAGAACCCGAUCGGCGGCGCCGUGAGCGAGACGGGGUCGGUGUAAGAGUCAACCGCGGGCAGGUGAAGGAACCGGGUGGGGAGGAUGUUGGGUGGUUAGCACGCACCGCGACCGGCCACGGACGAGCAGUGGGGACCAACGCGCGAUCCAUGCACGCGACGACCAAAGGCAUGCGAGAUGACGCGCGCGAGGAAUACGCUUGCGAAGAGGUCGGAUCCACGCGCAAUGCGUACAGGCACGCGGGCGGGUGCAGCAAUGCGCGAAGGACAGCUGGCGGGUGCAUGGGGCGCGACACGCAAGGACUGGCGAGCAUGAGUCCCCGAAGGACUAGGAGUACCGCGCUGCCUAGGGAUGAACAACGCGACUUGGGGCGCAAGGCAGAAAACGCGUGGGACGCGUGGGGCGCGAUAGAGCCCAUGAUCUCGAAGGACAAGGACUAG
This is a messenger RNA of Striga asiatica, 1401 nucleotides long. NCBI's taxonomy places the organism in Eukaryota, Viridiplantae, Streptophyta, Magnoliopsida, Lamiales, Orobanchaceae. The record is from the annotation of a GenBank genome assembly.